This is a messenger RNA of Scophthalmus maximus (turbot), 4263 nucleotides long. It is a transcript of the gene fbxl17, whose product is annotated as F-box and leucine-rich repeat protein 17. Bases 221 to 2206 code for a protein of 661 amino acids. The transcript has 11 exons. Gene Ontology annotation, biological process: SCF-dependent proteasomal ubiquitin-dependent protein catabolic process. The record is from RefSeq and is a predicted model, not a curated record. Gene Ontology annotation, cellular component: SCF ubiquitin ligase complex. Gene Ontology annotation, molecular function: protein binding. NCBI's taxonomy places the organism in Eukaryota, Metazoa, Chordata, Actinopteri, Pleuronectiformes, Scophthalmidae.
CUCUCUCGGUGCGGAAGUGUUGUCCUCCGGAGGAGCAGCAGCAACAGCAGCAGCUGCAGAGCCACGGCGUCGCUGGUCCGGUUGCAGGCUCUCUGGUGUGCGCGUCUCUUCCGCCGGGACUUGUCAGCGCUCAUCUCGGCCGUGCAGCGCAGCAGUAGUAUGCGAGCACCGUCCGGAGUGUGGGAGCACCGUGUGAAGUGAGUUUCCUUGAAUCAUCUAUAUGGGCCAUCUUCUCUCGAAAAAUGGUUACCGCCUGAAGAAGAGGACACGCAAGUUGCAUCACAGAAAGAAGAAGAAGAGGAACUGUUUCCUGCAGGGGCCUUGUAUGCUGUGCUUCAUCGUCCAAAGCAACAGCAGCAGUCCCGACGACGACAACAACCAUUUGGAGGUCGGUGUCAACGGCAGCGGGUGCCGCCACAACAGCGUCACCGGAAUCAGUGUUCCUGGUGUGGGUGGAGUUGCUAUUGGAGCAGUAUCUGCCUCGAAGCUUGCUGAGCGAUACGCAACGCUCGCGUCUCCUGAGGACUGCUCCAAAUUUCUGCUGUCACCAAGGGAACUAACUAUCUGGGAGGGCCAGGGGAGGAGCCUGCUGUCAGCUGUUCCUGCCAAACUGAUUCAACCACCAGCGCUGUUUCGAACCGCGGGGGUGUCUGUGGCCGUACCCAUACCUGUACCUGUGCCAGUGCCUGGCUGCACCAGCGACUACAUUGAGAUGGUGUGUAAGAGGAAGUGUUCAGAGGUGCAGAGGUGCACCCCCUGUAAGCAGCCGCGCUGUGCCUUCGCUGCCCCUGACGGAGGGCUGGAGAAUGGAGGAGUGGGAGGAGGCGGAGGAGGAGAGACCUCCUCAAACUCUGAAACCGACCACUGCCACCUCCCCCUCUGUCCACUACCCUCCUCCUCCUCCUCUUCCUCUGCCACCUCCUCUUCCUCCUCACCUGCUGAUGGCUGCUGUGGGUUAGGUCUUCGUGCUGAUUUGCCCCACAGUUCAGACAUGUCCCCCUGCUGCCUGCAUCACUAUGACGACUGCCAGGCGAGAAGUUCUGAUGCUGCUGAUCACUUAAGUAUCAACCACCUGCCUUCCUCCAUCCUUCUUAAGGUGCUCUCCCACUUGACAGUGAAGGAGCGCUGCCUGUGUGCCUCUCUGGUGUGUAAGUACUGGAGGGACCUCUGCUUGGAUUUCCAGUUCUGGAAGCAAAUCGACCUCAGUGGCCUACAACAGGUUAACGACGAUCUGCUGGUGAAAAUAGCAUCUCGGAGGCAGAACGUGACAGAGAUCAACAUCUCGGAUUGCCGAGGGGUCCACGACCACGGCGUUUCCUCCCUGGCGUCUCACUGUCCAGGCCUGCAGAAGUACACGGCAUACCGCUGCAAGCAGCUGGGCGACAUGUCCCUGUCAGCCUUGGCCACACACUGCCCUCUGCUGGUGAAGUUGCAUGUGGGGAACCAGGACAAACUAACUGACGAUGCACUAAAAAAGGUGGGAGAGCACUGUAGUGAGCUCAAGGACAUCCACUUGGGUCAGUGCUACAGUAUCACAGAUGAAGGCAUGGUGGCCUUGGCUAGAGGAUGUCCCAAACUGCAGAGACUCUACUUGCAAGAGAACAAACUGGUCACUGAUCGGUCCGUGCAGGCUGUUGCAGAGCAUUGUCCUGAGCUGCAGUUUGUUGGCUUCAUGGGCUGCCCUGUGACCUCUCAGGGAGUCAUCCAUCUCACCGCUCUACGUAACCUGAGUGUCCUGGACCUGCGGCACAUCUCGGAGCUCAACAACGAGACGGUGAUGGAGGUGGUGAGGAAAUGUCGCAACCUCAGCUCGCUCAACCUCUGCCUCAACUGGAGCAUCAACGACAGGUGCGUGGAAAUCAUUGCCAAGGAGGGGAGAAGUCUGAAGGAGCUCUAUCUUGUGUCUUGUAAAAUCACAGACCACGCCCUGAUAGCCAUAGGCCAGUACAGCAGCACCAUAGAGACCGUGGAUGCCGGCUGGUGCAAGGAUAUUACGGACCAGGGAGCCACACAGAUUGCUCAGAGCAGCAAGUCCCUCCGCUACCUGGGCCUCAUGAGAUGUGACAAGGUGAACGAGGAGACUGUGGAGAGGCUAGUGGUCCAGUACCCUCACAUUGUGUUCAGCACGGUGAUGCAGGACUGCAAGAGAACCCUGGAAAGAGCUUAUCAGAUGGGCUGGAGCCCCAACACAUCGAACACUUCGUAGCUACUACUGGAUGGGGACACGCACACACACACACACACACACACACACACACACACACACACACACACACAAACACUUGGGCCCUUUUCCUGGUGUACAGACACACAAUAACUGCAGCACAUUAAUGUUUGCUACUCAUCCACUGUUGCAUGUGAACAUGUAGAUACACCCACAGACAGAGGUCCAGUCCAUCGCCUGGUUCAUUUGAAACAAAUCUCCCAUUUUUAAAAUUAAAGUGAUAUAUAGGCCUCCUCAUGUUUUGUAAUUGAGAUUAAAUGCACCUACUGAUCAAGGCGUAUAGUUCUCAUUAGCCUUGGCUACGAGUCAGAUUACAUCCAACAAUAUAGUGCACUUUCUAUGACUAGAGCCUUGAUUGACUAGUUUGUUUUGGUGCAAAGCGGUGCUCUGACAAGUGUUUGAUUUCCACUUUAAGUGACUAUUACUCAGUUGAUAGAGUAUUCAUGUCGAUGACACUCCAUGUCACCUUGGAGGGGGACGAAGUAAGGCAUGCGUGAGGAGGGUGCAGCCCGGUCUUGAACUUUGAAAAAAAAAAAAGAAAACAGAGAGAAAGAUCUGAACUAAAAAUGUGUCACUCAAAGAUAUUCGGUGAUGUUCGGACCAAGGUUUGCCGGUGGAACCUGCAGUGUUGGAGAUGUCAGUCCACUGAGGUGUUUACUUCCUCCAAACUGAACUCUACUGCUGCGUUGACAUCACACACACACGACAGAGCGGAGGUCUGGUGGUGACGUCUGAACACUUCAGUCCGGAAGACGACUGACCUGCCACGGCUUCAGACCUCACGUGAGGAAUUUUGAGAAAUCUUUGAUGUUUAGUUUCUCCAAUGAUAUCUUUCAUUUUUUUUUUCCCUCUCGUUGAUGUUCAGUACAUUAUUAAAGGCAUCUGAGGACUCAUCCCGGUUGUUGACUAGGCUCCAUUUGAAGGACAGAGCCUUUUUGUUCUUUUCUUUUUUUCCCGGGACUCUAUAUGCACAUUGUCGUGGUACAGAAUAAGGAUUCGGGACAGAAUCAGUUAAAACCCCUGGCAAUGUAUGGCAGUAAAAUGUCAUUGAUUAUAUUCUAAAAGUGCAUGUUUACAUUGAGAAAACCUUACCUUAUUUUAUUUUCUCAGCUGGAUGUGGAGUACUUACGAUGUGAAGCUGAAAUUUACUUCUGUUUAUUAUUACCAUCUAGCGUAGAUCUACUGUUGACUGAGUAUCACCAAUCGAAUACCACCAUCAACAGUGCGUGAAAUAGACGUCGCCUUUACCCAAAGAUAUUCAUCUUAUCAGAAUAAUAACCACAACCGACUUGAUGACAGGUAAGAGGAAAUGUUGCCUUAAGUGGUUAGUAAUUGCCAUCCAAUUAGUAACCUGUAAUCAACCCACAAUUUACGAAAGAAAUGUUUAUCUGCUCCACUUUUAUCAGAUUCCCUUAUCCCAUUAUUUGUUCUGAUAUACAUAUAUAUAUAUAUAUUUACAUAAAUAAAUACUCUGUAGGAUUUAGUUAGCCUAAUAUUGGUUUUGAGAAUAUAAUUGUAACAUUAGUUAUGUAGCAUUGCAACUGAUGGUUUUAACUUUAUUAGUGGUGUAGGAUGUAAAGAAAAAAAACUGUCUCGGGCCUGUAACUAGGGUCCGUAGAAGUCGGCAGGCGAGACUCCAUCAUUUUUCAUCUAAUCUAUGGAAACUCAUUAGUGUACAGUUAAAAAUGCAAAUAACCAGGGUAUUUUUCUACGGUGUUAACCAGUUCUGGGCUCGGCCUCCACACACUGUUGCUCAGAUGCGAACAAUGGUUUCCUGAGCUAAGGGUUUAAGAACUGUAAACUUUCUACAGCCAGACAAUUUAAAAACACGUUCAUUUUGACCCGUUUCAGGAUUUGUGGACUUAAACUGACGGAGAGUUUCCCCCUCGGCCUGUUUUUCGUUUCUGUUUCUGUUCUUUUGUAAUCCCCACAUGCACUUUUCUCCUCUGCUAGAUGUUGACAUACUCGAUUCCUGAUUUGUUAAGGCAACCGUAAAUGACUGGAUUUACAUAAAGAUGAAUAAAACACUACUACUUCAA